Molecule: messenger RNA, 2620 nt
Organism: Acromyrmex echinatior (Panamanian leafcutter ant)
Lineage: Eukaryota; Metazoa; Arthropoda; Insecta; Hymenoptera; Formicidae
Product: protein brambleberry
Source: RefSeq, a predicted model, not a curated record
UUUCAAAAGUUCGAUGGAAUAUGGUGGAACACUUUUUAUCGCGCUCGCGAUUGGCCCGUUCCGGCGUUCCUCAUCUCAAAAGUGCAGAAACGCAACGAUAGUUUCCAAUGUUUUCAUCAUAAAUUCUUCGAAGAUCCCUUCGAUCUCCUUUCGCGGUAGAAUAGAAAUGGAUAGAGCGCAACUCUCGCGAUGGUUUCACGACGAGAAGUCAGAGUGAGGAAAACGAUAUGAUGGACACAAUCGCGCAGAUGACUUUGUCCUUGAUCGCCAUUUGCGCAUUUUGAACGGCGCAACCGUUGAAGCACACGGACGAAACACAUGAAAAGUACUUGUCAUCGCGUUUGAAUUCGCGAAACGGAUAGAUACUCCAUCGCUCGCUUAUCCCGAGAGAAACUCUUGUCGCAAUUUUCACGUUGGCGCGUUGUCAGUGAAACUACACAACAGUUCCGGAGCGGACGACUGUCUAUUUUUAGUGGUGCAGUUUUGUAACAUCAGUCUUCAACAAGAACAGAUGAUCGUGCAUUAUUUAUUUAUCUCGAUUAUUGUCAAGGCUCGUCGAUAGUUUUAGGACUUUUAGAUCAAUAAGUCAGGUGCAAAAUGGAGUGUAGACUUCUCUUGAUAACAUUUAUCUUGUCAUUUAAUUGUAAAAUUGGUAACACAUCUAUGCUGGAUUGGCUGUGGAGUAAAAAAACAGAUGAUUCGAAUGUCCUUGUCGCUGAUGGUGUGCCUCUGAUCUCAAUUCCUUAUGAGUCAAUGACAGAGGAUGAGAAAUUUCUUCAAGAGGCUUCCAAGUUCACGGAUAUUCAAGUGUCUUCCCCAUUGGAGACUUGUCAGCACAAGGUCAUCAUAAAGAUUAAAACCUCAUGUUCUGACAUGACAGAGGAAGAGCUAGCAAAACUGGGUGUCAAUCUCCUUAACUGCCAAUCAGCAGUUGAAGGCAGGAAAAUGUUUCCCUGCACUGAAGAAAUGUCUCUUAAGCAAUGUACAACCGACAUGGAUGCUGAUAUGUGGAAUGCGUAUCACUUAAUAAGUAACAGAGCGAGGGCAAUUUGUUAUGCAGCUCGAAAUACACAAUUUCGUGCUCUUACAGAAUUAACUGUCAACAAACUGAUGCAGUCUGCGCAUUCUCAAAUCAAGGCAUUGAAUUCCUUGAAGCACGGUCAAGAUCGUCUGGAAGAACAAACAACGGAAGCUCUAUUAUCGUUAACUGAAAAAAACAAGCUACUUUUGUCACAACAAGAAAAUUUGAAGGAUGCUCAGGCAACAGCUCAUAAUCUUGUAACAACAAACCUAAGAGAGUUGUAUAAUGAAAAAGCGUUAAUACGAUCUGGCCACGCUCAGCUUGCAGUCAUGACGGAAGAAAUAAAAAACAAAUUAGAAAAGGCACAUAAAGAUUUUGAGCAACAGGCUAUCGAACGUGGAGAAAAUCAUAAGGAGGUAUUACAGGAUUUGUUUACCAUACAAGAACAAGCGCAAAUAAUCUGGGAAAAAAUCGAACAAAGCACAAAUUAUUUGUUACAACAACAUGAGGAAACUAUCCUCCAAUACGAGCAAACGAUGCAGAUGCUCACGCAAAUUAACGAUACCAUCCAGUACAUUUGGAAUCUCACUAAUACAAUGCGCACGGAAGUAGAUCAAAAAUUGGGGUGGAUUACUGAUUACAUCGGCGAUACUGGUGAACAAAUGCAAAAAGCAUAUCGCAUAUUUUUACACAUUAUGUAUUUAUUAGUGGCGAUGAUAGUCGCCGCGUUUUUACAAGCACCUUUUUUAACUAGAGCUACUAUCAUGGGCGUUAUACCAGCGAAUCUCGUAACCUACUUGAAACAGGGCACGGAAGCUUGUUUAGAUUUUACAUCUAUAACGGUGUUAAUAUUCUUGAUUACUGCAAUGCAUUUUUUAAUGCUGGGAAUACAACGUAUAAUCGGACCAAACGUCCCGGAAGCGAAGACGGAGUUAAUUAAGCUGAUUCAUCAACAAAAAGGUUAUUCAAAUGGAAUUGCGCGUGACAACACAUCUUCGUCGAAUUUUAAUUCUGUACCAAAAAUGCAGUUACACACAAGAUUAAUGAGUAAAGUGCGAAAACUGUACAAUCUCAGCGUUUUGCAAAUAAAUAAUUUCAGAGGAAAAUUGAAUGCCUUGUUAGAGGCAGUCGCUUCAUGGGGUGGACGUAAUUUAAAUGCGCAUGAAGAGCUCUCUUGUUCGUAUCAACCGUCGAGGAAGAAGCGUGAGGACAUUAUUCACUUGCAGUCUGCAUUAACAAAAGGUCUGAUAGAAUGUGAUUCUUCUAUCGACAACAUAACGUCAUGGCAGUAUCAAGAUAAUUAUGUCACAGAUCAUAACGAUUAUAACACAAAUGAUUUUAACGACACAGGAAAGUCGUUUGAGCAUUUUCGGUAUAACAUGGAUUUGCCACGAAGUAGAAGUAAUACUCCGAUGCUGAAAAUACCUUGUAUGGGAAUAACGAGAAAUGGCAGGAGAUGUCGAGCGUUUGUUUCACCCGGAUAUAACUACUGUUAUCACCAUUCCGGUACAUCGAGUGAGCAUCUGGAUUAAUCGAAAAAAGAUUAAUAAUUGCAAAAUAAUAAUGUUUAUAUAAUAAUUGCUAAAAAUUGGGGUUGAA